Chelonoidis abingdonii (Abingdon island giant tortoise) is the source of this 1239-nucleotide messenger RNA. RefSeq names its product POU class 4 homeobox 1 (gene POU4F1). Gene Ontology annotation, biological process: regulation of transcription by RNA polymerase II. The record is from RefSeq and is a predicted model, not a curated record. Lineage: Eukaryota; Metazoa; Chordata; Testudines; Testudinidae. Gene Ontology annotation, molecular function: DNA-binding transcription factor activity, RNA polymerase II-specific; RNA polymerase II cis-regulatory region sequence-specific DNA binding.
GUGGGAUCUGCCGCUGCACCCUCAUCCCGGAGAGCGCCCGGAGAGCACUUUUCCUCUUACUUCAGGAGUGUUUGUGGAUUUACAUGCCAAGCCUUCAAGAUGAUGUCCAUGAACAGCAAACAGCCGCAUUUUGCCAUGCAUCCCACCCUACCUGAACACAAGUACCCCUCGCUGCACUCCAGCUCGGAAGCAAUAAGAAGAGCCUGUCUACCAACUCCACCGUUGCAGAGCAAUAUCUUCGCCAGCCUAGAUGAGACCCUGCUGGCCCGGGCCGAGGCUCUGGCGGCCGUCGACAUCGCCGUGUCCCAGGGCAAGAGCCACCCCUUCAAGCCGGACGCCACCUACCACACCAUGAACAGCGUGCCGUGCACCUCCACCUCCACCGUGCCGCUGGCGCACCACCACCACCACCACCACCAUCACCACCAGGCGCUGGAGCCCGGAGACCUGCUGGACCACAUCACCUCCCCGUCGCUGGCGCUCAUGGCCGGCGGCGGGGGCCACGAAGGGGCCGGCGGGGGCGGAGGCGGCGGCGGCGGAGGAGGAGGCGGCGGAGGCGGCGGCGGCGGGGGGGGCUUGAUCUCCACCUCGGCCCAUCCCCACUCGCACAUGCACGGCCUGGGCCACCUGUCGCACCCGGCCGCCAUGAACAUGCCCUCGGGCCUGCCCCACCCGGGGCUGGUGGCCGCUCACCACGGCGCGGCGGGGCAAGUGGCCUCGGCGGUGGUGGGGGCGGCCGGCCUGGCCUCCAUCUGCGACUCGGACACGGACCCCCGGGAGCUGGAGGCCUUCGCCGAGCGCUUCAAGCAGCGGCGGAUCAAGCUGGGCGUGACCCAGGCCGACGUGGGCUCGGCCCUGGCCAACCUGAAGAUCCCCGGCGUGGGCUCGCUGAGCCAGAGCACCAUCUGCCGCUUCGAGUCGCUCACCCUGUCCCACAACAACAUGAUCGCGCUCAAGCCCAUCCUGCAGGCCUGGCUGGAGGAGGCCGAGGGCGCCCAGCGCGAGAAAAUGAACAAGCCCGAGCUCUUCAACGGGGGCGAGAAGAAGCGCAAGCGGACUUCCAUCGCCGCCCCGGAGAAGCGCUCCCUGGAGGCGUACUUCGCCGUGCAGCCCCGGCCCUCCUCCGAGAAGAUCGCCGCCAUCGCCGAGAAAUUGGACCUGAAAAAGAACGUGGUGCGGGUUUGGUUUUGCAACCAGAGACAGAAGCAAAAAAGGAUGAAAUUUUCCGCCACCUACUAA